CUCCUGGUUUUUUGUUUUGGCUCGUGGACAAGUGGAGAUGACUCUGAAUGGAGAAAAGGUAUUUGAGAGAAAAGUAUCUCACGUAUGUAUGAAUCGAGCACACACACUUCUUUAUGUAUGGAUUUAUGUACGAAGUCCAGUUUUUAAUGCGUCAAAAUAAUUUUUAAAUAAGUGUCUAAGUAUGUUAAUUAAAAAUUAAGCCUCUUGUCAUGGAAUGGGACUUAAUAAAAAAACAAAAUAAUUAUUAAAAUAAGGUUAAUUUUUAUCAAUAUUUAAAAAAAAAAUUUGAAUCUGUUUAUUUAAUUAUAUAGUACUAGAAAGUUUAACUUGGUGUUACAGGUUUAAUAAUGGCAGCCAAAUUUCGUUUUCUGUCUCAACAUCAUAAAAUCCAAUUUUUUUUCAUUAUGUAACUUAAUUGCGGUUUGAUAUAUUGUAUCCUCAAAAAAUAAUGGCGGUAUCAACGACCAUGUAUUGUAUGUUUAGUAAAUAGUAAAUAAUCAUUUCUUUUUAAAAAGAUGUAUUUAUGUAUAUAUGAAUAUGUUUACGUUUGUAACUCCACCGUGUUUUGAGAUAUUUGUAUAUUCUAUAUUACAGGCCUGCGCAACUCAAAAUGUAAGGCGGGCUGCAAUACUUUAUGAAAGCUUGUUCGGGCAAAAAGAAAAUAGGACAGGGGAAAGUUAUUAAGAAAAUAAUCAGAAUAAAGAGCUUUUUGUUACUUCGCGGGCCGCAAAGUGGGUGCCGGCUGGCCGCAUACGGCCCGCGGGCCAUAUGAUGUGCAGGCCUCCUAUAUUACAUAAGCUUACUCAAUAAAAUUUCACGCACUUGAAUUACAAAGAAUAUAUUUUUCUUUAAUAUUGUCAGCGCAGGAAAACUAUUUUAAAAAAAUCUUUUAACAUUAAAAAAAAAAAAACCCAAGUGACAUUUAAGUAAUUAGUUGAUUGAUUAGUAGCCUACUUUACUUAACAAGUGUGCCCAACAUUUUGACUCGCUCCUCAAUUCUAUAAUCGAACAUUCGUUUGAAAAACAGAUAAAUCAUUUAACCAAAGAAGAUAACAGAUAAAUCAUUUAACCAAAGAAGAUAACAGAUAAAUCAUUUAACCAAAGAAGAUAACAGAUACAUCAUUUAACCAAAGAAGAUAACAGAUAAAUCAUUUAACCAAAGAAGAUAACAGAUAAAUCAUUUAACCAAAGAAGAUAACAGAUAAAUCAUUUAACCAAAGAAGAUAACAGAUAAAUCAUUUAACCAAAGAAGAUAACAGAUAAAUCAUUUAACCAAAGAAGAAUUUCUUAACGGAUUUUGCGAUCUAUAACAUUGUUUUUUUAAUUAAAAAAUAAUCAUAGACUAUUUGAUCCCAUCCUGUCAUUUGUGGAAAUUGAUUGAAUUUGUUUAUUUCAAUUCGAUAUUAAUUUAUUAAAAUCCGGAGAUAUUCAACGGAUAAAAGCUAGAAGAAGAAUAUUUUAUAUUAUUUAAAUUUGUUAAAUGCAGUUUUUUUCUGAUUGAUUGUGUGCCAUACGAUUACACUCCGGAGCCAUCAGAAUCUUCGGUACUGACAAUUUACAUUAGGAAUUGAGGUCAGCGAGACUUCACAUUAGCUCUUUAUGCCCUUCCCAGAGAUCUCCUCCCCCCCCCGCCCGAGUUAUCGGACCGCGAGGCGGCACGCUGGAGAUCUCCAUUCUGGAGAUCUGCAACUCCCGGCAGCACACACUUGAUCGAGUACGAACGGGAGCCCGAGGAAAUCCGGUGGGCCGGAGACGCUGCUCUGAAAGUCGGGCUAUAGUAUUUACGUCAUAGAAUCUCCCCCCCCCCGGCCCACCCCCAGGAAGCGCCAAACGCCUCUAUUAGUUAUUUUUAAAGUGGGUUUCUAUCUCGCAGCUUGUUUACGAAGCACUUGGCCCUAAACGUUAUCAUCUGUACCAAAAUUUUGCUUCCACUGUUGAAUGAAGAAGAAUAGCCAUGAAAAUGAAAUAUAUAAAGUGCGAACUUUUCCCCCACAACAGCUAACCAUAUAUUUCAUUUAUUGUGCGCCACCGUGUAGUAGAGCUUACGUUUUUUCUUACAGUAGAUUAAGUGCAACCUUUUUAGCCAAAAAUAGACAGUAGUGCAGCGCAACUUACAAUGAACGACAGAUAAAUCCAUCACGGGUAAUAUAUAUGUCAAAUGAAGAACAUCAAAUUAUUACCUCCCACCCGGCUGCUGCAGACUUUUAUAAUUAUUUCAAGCUGCUGAGCUGAGGGAGUUAUUUAAAUGGCAGCAGGGAAUAUUGCACCAUCAUUGAUCGUUGGCGUGUUUUGGGCUUCGCGAAAAAAAGACUGGUGGCUGUUAAAUUGUGGUACACCAUUAAAAUUAGCACUGGAUUACUAAAGUUAAGCAGCAUAGUUUAAAAAAAAAAUCAUUUACAAAUAAACAUAGAGAAUCUCUUACCUUCCUCAAGGACUCUCUUACCUUCCCCAAGGACUCUCUUACCUUCCCCAAGGACUCUCUUACCUUCCCCAAGGACUCUCUUACCUUCCCCAAGGACUCUCUUACCUUCCCCAAGGACCCUUUUACCUUCCCAAGGACUCUCUUACCUUCCUCAAGGACUCUCUUUCCUUCCCCAAAGACUCUCUUACAUUCCCCAAGGACUCUCUUAUCUUCCCCAAGGACUCUCUUACCUUCCCCAAGGACUCUCUUACCUUCCUCAAGGACGAUCCUACCCAUCCUCGAAAGCUAUUAAAUCACAACUCGCUCGGCGGUAAAAUAUUUUCACUGUUCUCUUUAAAUUUAUGUGCUCAAAUAAAAUUGCACUCCAUGUUACUUGCAACAUCGUGAGAUUGGUGGUUUGUUUUCAAAAUAAUGAUGCGUAUGAAUACAUGUGACGAGUAAUAAAAAAAAAAAAAAAGAGGGACUAAAUCGCCGGCCAUCUUAGUGAGUGGACUUAAAUUUAUGUGCUCAAAUAAAAUUGCACUUCAUGUUACUUGCAACAUCGUGAGAUUGGUGGUUUGUUUUCAAAAUAAUGAUGCGUAUGAAUACAUGUGACGAGUAAUAAAAAAAAAAAAAAAAGAGGGACUAAAUCGCCGGCCAUCUUAGUGAGUGGACGUGCAUAAUUUUCAGUGACAUGAUAUACAUAUUAUUUUGAGAAUUAAUUGGCUUUUAACUAGCUGAUAUUUGGAUGUAUGUCACAAACUCAUCCCACGUGACUUGAGUCAUUCUACGUGUAUGUGUUGCAAAUGGCAAAUCUCCUCAUUGCACCGUAGUUAGCUUAAAUCAUCAGGCAACCUGGCGGUCCUGACAUAUUUGUAAAUAUGACCGUUACUUACAUGAUGACCCAAGUCUCACACACAAUAUUGCUAGUGUAGAUCAUUAGAAGUCCAAUUUCAACAUAUCAUUUAUUUAUUAAAGGAUCACAAUAUAUAUAAAACACGUUUCAAAUUGAUGAAUCUCUUAUACGUCUUAUGCUCCUGGUGUACUUUUUCCAUUACCGGCUGUUCCUAACAAGAUGGCUGCUUCCUAUUCGGCGUAUUGGCACUGGGAUUAUUUUCGUAGCUUUUGCGAUAUGCUUUAUAUUUUGUGACGUAUAUUUGGGAAUGGGUAAUGGCGUUGUUAAUGUUGUUAUGUUUUAGCAGGAGCAGCAGUGAUGGCGUAGUUAGUAAGGGUGACUUAGCAAAGGAGUUAAAUAUAUAUAUCCAUUGAAAACACACCAUCUCUUACAUAUAUUUUGCAUUUGAUAUUAUUUCGCAAACUUUUCCGGAUAGCGUGCUAAAUAGAAUUCCCGAUCAUCAUCAUCACGUCCCUUAGUCCUUGGACCGCAUGGGUGCCACAGAUGACAUAAAAACAAUCCUUCUCCAUUCUUCUCUGUUUUCAGGAUCUCGCACAGCAUCGCCACUCUUUGAUGUUAUCUUCCCGCUUUUUUUCUUCUGUCUUCCUCUUUCUCUCCCUCCUCUAUUUUGGCCUGCAUGAUUUCACUGACGAACGAUUGUUUUCUUCUAACGUGGCCAUACCAUUCCAGUGUGCGCCUUUUUUACAGUCACCAGGAGGUCAUCGUACUGCCCAACUGCUUGACGAAUUCCUUAAUUCCCGAUAACAACGCUAAUUUUUUUAUAUUUUUAAAUAACGCAACUGCAUUUGGUGCGUAAUAUUUUCUUCUCUUUCCAGAACAUGAAAUCUUCUCAAUUUCAGUAAGAUGUACCGGUAAUAAAUGUUCGGUUUAAAAGUGAUUGGACAUCAGAUUAUUAAAGUAGUUCAUGGGCGUGAAAUAAAAAGUGUAGAAUAACGUAUCAUGGAAGGAAGGGGUGCAAGGAAAAUUGAAAUUCUUUAAUGUGCAUUACUUGAGUUCAUGCUUUGUCGAGUAACUUAUGUGUUUGGCGGGCUAUAGCUAGAAAUAGAAUAAUGAUUGAUAGAAGUACAGCCACAUACAUCCAACUCCUUUAGAAUAAUAACAUGGAAUCAGACCUUCAAACUGCAACCUUGAAACAAAGCCAGCCCUUAGGGUGUUUGACAUGUGCCCUUGCGCAGGGUGCCGUGGCCAUAAGGGGGGGGUGUCCUGGGGCGCCCAGUAAAUAUUUAAAUUCCCUUAGUUUAUUAUAGUGAAGUGUGCUUAGCUACAUGUAUUGCAUUAGAAAACGCACCCCAUAGCCUAAGUCGUAAUCGGAAAAAAGAGCUGAGCCAUACAGGGACAUGGUAGGGGGCGCCGAAAAGGUGCAUCGCACAGGGCGAAAGAUCACCUGAGGCCGUCGUUGCUUGAAAUCCAUUAAAAUAUGUCUUCCUUUCCAGGUCCGCCUUAUCUAUAUUUAGAUCUAUGUAUUCUUACUCUAAGGCUAGGUAGUGCCUUUUCUCAACUGAUGUACAUCACACAUUUUUGUUACGGUAGUCAAUCUAUUUGUGAAGAUGUUUGUUGUAAUGAAAUAGAUUGAAGCCUGGUGAAAGCCCCGACUAUUCAGCGUAUCAUUAUUACCUUGUCCUACAGGCCACUUUCUGCAGUAUAGAUUACCUGGGACAAACAAUACUUAUAGGCAGGUUAUACUACCGAUUGAAUUUCUUCCCUUCCAGAACCAUCUAAAAGGCUGCUUACCUUCCUGGCCUUGGUUAGUGGCCAGGUCACCAACGUUAAAGAGGUCAACAUGGAAUACACCGAUUGGGGUGAGACGGAACAUGACGUCAUCGUCGGUUCUUUCAGACACGUUUUUGUUCCAGCCCUCCCAAAUGUAAGUUGAAAAAACAAUGUCCAAGCUCGGGGACUAACGUUAUCUCGGUCUUUUGUUGUUUUCUUUUUGUGUGUUGGGGGAGUGGGAGGGUGAGUGGUCAAGGGAAAGAGGGGAGGGAAGGGAAGGGGAGAGGGGGAGAGUGGGAGUGGAAGGGAAAGUGCGGAGUGGACGGGGGAGGGGGAGGGGUCGAUUCGUUUAAGUUUUUAGUCUGUCGUUUGCGAAGUUGUAUCAUAAGGAACACCUUUUCUCGACAACUGAUUUGAUCAGUAGAUAAGCAAUGGCGGUAGUGCAGCCUAAAUUUACAAUGAAUGCCAGACAGACGCGUCAUGGGGAAUAUUUAAGUAAAUGGAUAACAUAUAAUAAUUUACCCCCCGACCCCCAUCACAACCUCCAGGUGCUAUAGAACUUUAUAAUCAUUUUAAUUUUAAAAAAACAAAACGAGUCAAACAAUUGUCAGACGCCUUAAAACAAAUGUAAUUAAAUAACAGAAUAAUGCAUAUUUUAUGGAGGGAAAGGGGUAAAAAGGGAGUGAGAGGGAAAGGUUGAAAGUUCGAGAUAGAAACGUAUAGAGAUGGACGGAGCAAUAGACAGAGAAAAGAGAAAGGUCGACGGAGAUUAAGAAAAAUACAAAAGAUCAAUAAAGAGAAUGAGAGAGAGGGAGCGAGAGUGAGAGAAAAGAGAGAGAGAGCGGAAGAAGAUAGAUAAAAAAAUGAAGAGGCAAGAGACAGAAGGGGAGAGGGUAAUAGAGAGAGAAAGAAUAAGGAAAAGAGAAAACGCGAAAUGAGAGAUAGUGAGAGAGUGAGGGAGAAAGAAAGAAAGAGACUGAGAAAGAAAGAAAUAAAGAAAGAAAGAAAGAAAGAAAGAAAGAAAGAAAGAAAGAAAGAAAGAAAGAAAGAAAGAAAGAAAGAAAGAAAGAAAGAGAAGGAAAGAAGAUAGAGAUAUUUGGUCAGUGGCAUCGAGUGUCUUAGCAAGUCGUAACAGUAUCCAAAUUAUUUCAGGAAAUCGUAUUAUUGAUGCAAGAGUCCGUCAACGCUGUCGUGUACAGGCUGCAGAUCCUGAUAGUCAGAGAGGGCGACCUGGGCAUCAUAAGUCUGGAGCCACACAACUUUACGGACGUCAACAAGUACAAGUAAGACAAUUUUAAACAAACAUGCACUCUAAACCUUUUUUUUUUUUUUUUGUUUGUCCUUAGCUGGGGAUGGGAAAGCUGCUCUACAGGCAGAUACAUAUUUUUAAUGGGUCUCCCUUUUAUCUUUUCCAUAUCAUCCACCCUUUUUAAACAAACAUGCGCUCUAAACCGUUUUUUUUUUUUUUUGUAUGUCCUUAGCUGGGGAUGGAAAAGCUGCUCUACAGGCAGAUACAUAUUUUUAAUGGUUCUCCCUUUUAUCAUUCCCAUAUCAUCCACCCUCUUCCAGCAUGUCUUCCGCACAAAAUGAACACAUCCCCUUAUUUAUUAUGUACUCAUAAUUUCCAUCCGUCCAUCCAUCAAACCCAGUGGCGCUACAGCCCAUGUAGGGCUUUGGCCAACGUCACCACAUCCUUCCACGCAAACCUAACGGAUGCUUUUCUUUUCCGUGCUUGAUUCAAAGAUGCUGUAGAUUUGUUUACCCACCAUCCAUCCAUCCAAGACUAGGCCUGCCUUUGAGCCGCUUUUCUUUGCUUCUUUUCCUGUUCCCUUCUCUUCUCUUCUCUGUCAUUUGUCAUUCUUUAUUCUCAGUUUCCUGCAAAAAUUUUAUUUUUAUUUUCUGCUACUAUUGUGGGAUCCUGAUAUGGACUGUACAGUUCCUGGUAGAUUUAUAACCUACAUACACAUCCAUCCUUCGUUGGUGCAUAUAUUUCCAGGAGAAUAUUUAUACUAUUUCUGUUUAGUAUAUGACCAACGAAAUUGCUAUCAUUUUAUGUUGUUCAGAGUAAUAUUUAAAAAAAACAACAAAAACAUUAUUCUAUAUUUUGAGGGCCCACGAUGCUUCUGGCUGCUCGUUUAAAUUCAGAAUUUUUUUUUUUUUUAAAUUUUCGCUUGUCUUGGGGAUUGUACUCCAGAACACCAGCGUCAGUUGAGACCGCUGGACCACCCUGCACCCCUGCAUUGACUUCACUCGGCAAAAUAGAGCUGAUACGAAGAUUGUUUAAAAGCACCUAGCGUGAACCUGUGCUGUACUCGUAUCAAUACAGACACACGGGGCAAACAUAUCACCGUGUUUCUAUAAUAUAAAUAUGGUAAAGAUAAGAUUCUAAAAUUAUGCAGCAUUGAAUUACUUCAGGUCUGUUCAGUUUGACGUCACCAAAGACUUUGAUAACGUCAGUCUCGAAGACCUGAGCCCGACCCGACCAGAAUGUGAGUUUUUUUUCAUGCAGACCGAUGUGAAUGUGUUCGUGGGAACUAUGCCAGACUGCAAUCACAUUGUCGACGGGGUGAGUAACUCCGUUUACAAUAAUUUCUAUUUAAAAAAUUACUUCGAGAAACUAUAGUCCAAGGGACAUAAUAUAAUAUCCUUUUUAAUUUCAUAUAGCUGAUGAAAUCUUUCUUCCCAGAAGCGCCCCCCCCCCCAAAAAAAAAAAAAAAAAAAAAAAANUAGUUAAUUAAAAAAAAAACACGAAGUCUUAGACAAAUUAAACCUAUUGAUAAAGAUCAAAUCUUAAGCUCUGCCCCAAUCUGGCUUCCCAACCAUUUCACUAUUUCCACAGAACAUGGUAAUAUAAGUGAUAAGCAGCCAUCUAAAAGCCAUUUAAAGGUUUAGUAUUAAACCCAAAAUUUAUAAAAGCUUUACACAUACACAACUUCUGUGACGUAUUUUCUUGAUAGAGCUCAAAGACUUGUCUGAUUUAUGUAAACAGCAUACCUUGCCCAACAAACCUAUAUAUAUAUAUAUAUAUAUAUAUAUAUAUAUAUAUAUAUAUAUAUAUAUAUAUAUAUAUAUAUAUAUAUAUUUGUGAACCAAUUUCUAACUCUGAAAAAAUGGUCAAGUGCAGAAAAGUCCCUUCUGAAAACAUAAAAUGCUGCCCGAUAUGAUAAGACGCUAGCAAUGAUUCGUUGCUGAGAUUUCCAGAAAAAACGUUUAUAUAUAUAUAUAUAUAUAUAUAUAUAUAAUAUAACCUUCAAAACAAUAGGGACCCAUUCAUGAACUUAAAAUGCACUUCAGUUUUUUUACAAAACCUUCAUUCAAGCAACGCACUUACUAGAAUACUUUUAUAAGAAUCUGUACAUUUUAUUAUUGCGCGCCGUCUUUACCAAUUAGUGCUUAUCUUUUUUACAUAUAUAGAGUAAAACUAAAAUAAUUACAGGCACAUUUUUCUGAAGUUUGAACUGAACAAAAUGUUAACAUUAUAAUAGUGUGUACUAAAAUGAACAUUUGUGUAAAUUACUAAUUUUUUAACAUGAUGUCUAAAUGAGUUGGAAUGAUAAACUAUGAAUGUAUUAUUUUGCUUAUCUUCGGAGAAUUUAAUUUCUUAUUUAACACAUCGGUACAGCCAUACAUGUAUAAAUACCUAGACGAUUAUUAUUUGUGAUCUCAGUUUCACCCUUUUAAUUCCCUUCUUGUUUUCGUCCUGUCUUAUUCGCUUUUCAAUUAAUGUAAAACAUUAAAAAAUGACACAGAACAAAGCUGCUUCCCUUGCAAAAAAAAAAAAAACAACAAAAAAAAACAACGUUAAAUUUGUUCUAUUCCUUCUAUGUUUAAAGGGUUAACUCAAAGAUUCGCGAUACUUUUAAAGUUUGAAAUGUAUUGUCAGAAUGGGCCACGUACAGGUUUACACAUGGCUCAAAGAAUUAAUUGACAAAAAAAAAAAAAAAAAGUUACUACGUUUAUGUGAAUAAUUUUAAUGAGUUUGAGUUUUUAUGGGGUUUUUUUUUUUUGUUAUGUAAUAUUAAUUAAAAUUUUCUAUAGACGUAUAUAAAAUUGUAUUGCUUAAGUUCCUUUCUCGUCAUUAUAAUAUAGGAUACGUUCACCAAGUGAAAGUAAUAUUUAUUUUCGGAGAGAAAAGAGCAUAGUGGGUUGGUGAAUAUCAUUUCUGCUUUCUUAUCAUUUGUGGUUGUCGUGGUUUGGCUAAGUAAACAUGGAUAGGAUGGCGUCACCGUGAACGGAGAAGAAAGAAAUUAUUCAGGGUAAAAGUAUAGAUUUAAAAAAAAAAAUAAUAAAAGCAAAAAAAAAACACCAAAUUAUUAGAUCUUUUUUUAAUUAACCCUACAUAUCUAACUAGAAUCGAAUUUAGAAAGAACUAAACAUGAUUUUUGGAACGAACCUAAAUUGAUAAAAGUGGGCGGCAACCAUGGGGAAUCUACUCUUCUUUACAAAAAUUUGAGCGUAGCCCAUUAAGCCCCCUUUUCUCUUUUCUUUUUAAUAAUAACUUUAAGAUAUUCGUUUUUCAGUUCAUUUGUAUAAUGCAUGACGUCAUAUGUCAAAGACGUGACUUCCUUUUAACAUGCAUAUUUCAAGACUUUUCUCUUAUUCAUACAACACAGAGACCUGUCAAUUACGCUACGACAUUCUCUUGUAAAACAAUGGCCGUAUUGUUGUACGCGGAGCAUGCCACAGAGGCCCCCAGCCCCCUGCCUUACACCAACCGGUUCAUGACCAGGUAAAGAAUGCAACAUUUGAGUUUAUCUGUGGUGACUUUACUCGGGAGAAUAUAAGGAUAAAGUAUCCAUUUUUUUUCUUUAUCCAUAAGGUAUCCACUUCUGCCAUACGUCACUUCCGGAGCUGAUAAUUUCCUCCCACCUUGUAACUGUCAAUGAAGGUGGCAGAGAUUUAAUAUCUGUUUAAAAUUUUAUGAUCCAGUAGUAAUUAAUCUUUGAUUAAUAGUAGCUGUUUAAUGUUUAUUAAAGAAAAAAUAUUAUUUUUGUGUGUUUAAUUGAAAUAUUUGAAAUAAAAGAUAAAGGUUAAAAUAUAUAACGAU
This is a messenger RNA of Lymnaea stagnalis (great pond snail), 10074 nucleotides long. Lineage: Eukaryota; Metazoa; Mollusca; Gastropoda; Lymnaeidae. The record is from the annotation of a GenBank genome assembly.